AUGCUCUCAUCACAGGAGUUGGAGCAGCUGCUCAAGCACACCCAGUACAACAAUUCGUACGAGGACGACAGCGACGGCGACCAGGACGCGGAGCCCGCCCUACCGAUUUGCCUCCCCGCCCCACUGCUGCUUGUCGGCGAUGGCGACUCCAACCCGUGCGUCGUGGCCGCAACGGCGCUCCCCCUUUCUGGCAGUCCCCAGCCCCCGCUGCAGGCCUGCGAGCGAGAGAAGUUCGUCGUCAACACGACCGAGAAAGAGUCCGAGUUUGUGUCGCAGAGCGAGAACAACAUCUCAGACACCCCUCUCGUAGCGCAGCCCAGCGGGCCGCACGCCCCUCCGCCGUACACACCCGCCGACAACGCCCGCGUCGCGGCCGAGAUGGACUGCUGCUCGGCGAUCGAGAAGGCGAAGGUGAAGACGGUGAUGUGCCUCAACUACAUGCACGGCCGCCGCUGCCGCUUUGGGGCUCACUGCGCCUUUGCCCACGGCGCCGACGAGCUGCGCCAGGCCCCGCCGGAGAUGAUGGCGAAGAAGCAGGCCAUCGUCACGAGCACGAAGCCGCCGCUGACGGCGACACCACCGCCGAGUUACCGCGAAGCCCUCGCCGUCCCGCAGGUGGAGUCGCCGGAGUUGGGCGCCAUCCCCGCCUACGAGGAGGCUCUCCGUGAGCAGCACGAGCACUUGCCCCCUCCACCACCAACGGAGGCGUUGCUGUCGAUGCAGAUCGAUGCAGACCCGGCGGUGCAACACGCGUCGUCGGCGAAACGGAGUAGCGGCUUUCCAGGCCGUCAACGUCCGCAGGGAAGCGGUGGCAAUGCGCGGAUGAUCAAGUCGAAGCUCCGCCAUGUACGGCGCUCGCCUGUCUAG
Molecule: messenger RNA, 867 nt
Organism: Leptomonas pyrrhocoris
Lineage: Eukaryota; Euglenozoa; Kinetoplastea; Trypanosomatida; Trypanosomatidae
Product: putative zinc finger protein 2
Exons: 1
Coding region: 1-867 (288 amino acids)
Molecular function (GO): metal ion binding
Source: RefSeq, a predicted model, not a curated record